AUGGAGAAACUUCAGAGACAAUACUGGGGGGAUAACUUUAAAAAUCACAGGACUGCUCAACUUAUUUCUUGGGAUACAAUAAGAUUGCCUAAAGGACUAGGUAGUCUAGGCCUUAAGAAUUUAAACAACAAUAAUUUAGCUUUCUUAGCUAAAUUAGCCCGACAACUACUUCAUAAUCAAGAUGCAAUUUGGGAAAAGAUUUUGAAAGUUCCCUACUACUUCCCUUUCUUUCGUUUUUUUCUUGUCUCCGACUCUCCUCUCUCUGAGAAGGAGAAGAACUUCUUCUCUGUUAACAGUUGUUGCUCAAAUCUUUGUUUCUUCAUCAAGGUUGUUGCUUUCUUCAUCAAGGUUGUUUCAAUCUUCAUCAGAGGUAGAACUGUAGAAGACCUUCAAGUGGAUUUAUCUUCAGGGAAUCAGAUAAUGAACAAGAGAAGAAAUUCUAUAUUGUAUAUUUGGGUGAUUCACCAGUUUUUAAGGAUUCCAUUGUUGAUUCACAUAUCAAUCUUCUGCCAGAUGUUGUUGGAAGGUUCGAGAGGUGUUGUUUCGGUGUUUCCUAAUCAACAAAGAAAACUUCAUACAACAAAAACAUGGGAUUUCUUGGGAUUUCCUCAAAAUGUUAAAAGAAAAGCGAAACUGGAGAGCAACUUAGUUGCGGGCUUAAUAGAUACAGGGAUUACACCGGUAUCUGAGAGCUUUAAUGACAAAGGGUUUGGUCCUCCACCAGCUAAAUGGAAGGGAUCUUGCGGCCCUUAUGCCAAUUUUUCUUGCAACAACGUUACUUGGUCUUAUCAACACUUAUGA
This is a messenger RNA of Papaver somniferum (opium poppy), 801 nucleotides long. Its product is annotated as subtilisin-like protease SBT3.13. Gene Ontology annotation, biological process: proteolysis. Lineage: Eukaryota; Viridiplantae; Streptophyta; Magnoliopsida; Ranunculales; Papaveraceae. Bases 1 to 801 code for a protein of 266 amino acids. Gene Ontology annotation, molecular function: serine-type endopeptidase activity. The transcript is spliced from 8 exons. The record is from RefSeq and is a predicted model, not a curated record.